Messenger RNA from Symbiodinium pilosum, 1788 nucleotides. The record is from the annotation of a GenBank genome assembly. Lineage: Eukaryota; Dinophyceae; Suessiales; Symbiodiniaceae.
AUGUGCGACCAGAGCUUGCCAAGGGCGACCGCAGAAUGGAUCCAGGCCCAAGUUUCCACACCCCUGACACAACCAACAGAUCCUAUUGCUGACACAUCCUUGGCGCUCAUAAUCGGGUUUGCCAAGCAGCAGGUACGGCAAUCAUCAGUCCUGGCAGAUAUAGCUUUUGGUUUGGUGUUUUGUGGCACUCUUACAGCGACCGUAAUUGCCACACUGCAGCCCGGCCGGACAGAUGACUUCUACCAGAAAGCGACUCUGUCCAACAUCACUCAAGAUAUGCAAAAGCCACAGGGUAGACUCUGGAGCACGGCGCUUGGCCUGGCCUCAGUGUUACUGGUUGUGUCAAUGUACACCUUCUGGCUGUAUCGUAGUUGGCAACCUUGGGUCAUUGCAAAGGACAAUCCAGUUGCUUCCCCUGUUAUGCAGUAUAGUGCUGAACGCCGCUUGCGAAUUGCUUGGGCUUUGGUACCCAACGUGGGCUUUGUGCUGGCUGCUAUGGUUCCGAGCAUGUCAGAUGUGGCCGGCUAUGACACAGUGUUAACAGCCGUGCAUAACGUGUCGGCCCCGUUAUCUAUGCUUUUUCUCAUGAUCAUGGAGACUGUGCAAUUGGGUUUCGGCGAAAACGCCUUUCAUUAUUUCUUUUCUCAUGAGCCUACCCCGCUAUACGGCCCGCUCACAAAGUACCAGCGGAUGCGGGUCUGCCUGGUCGUCGAAGCCUGGAUUUCGGGCAUCAUCUUUGUGGGGGUGCAGGGCUACCUCGCUUUUCGAAAAAACAGGCGCUACUGGGUGGCGCUCACAUCAUACUAUGGCGAGGUAAUUGGCAUCAUACUGGCAUUCUCUUUGCCGGUUGCAGCUGCCCUUGAUGUACAACAUGUGACCUCAGUGGUGAACUCACCGACAGCCCUGGCUGAAACUGCCGCCGUUCUACCCAUACUAUACAAGGUUCUGACUCUGCCCCUGGACGUGGCCAGACACGCCAUGCAGGCCGCUCUGUCAAAGAAAAUGCCAUCUCCGGGACUUCUGGAGGCCUUACGGGCAGCAUCAUCCCCUCCAAGUGGACUUUUCCGCGGACUUGUUCCUGCGCUUUGCUGCUCUGCAACGGGACCCGCAGCGUUUCUGCUGGGUUACGAGGUGCAGCGCGGUUCCAAGGAGGUGUUGGAAGCCGGAAUGGUGGCCAAGGCAGUCCAAGUGGCUGCUGUCCAGCCCUUCGACUUUUUCCGAACAUCUUGGCAGGCAUCACUUCUGCUGAAGGAGGCUAGUGCUCCACACCUGCUACGGGGACCUUGGGAGGUAAUGACCACCGAUGGCCCUCGGUCGCUCUGGCGAGGUCUGAUUCCGACGCUCUUGCGGGACAUUCCAGCUGCUGGCACGUUCUGGUGGAGCUACAUGUACCUCAGCCAGACGUUGAUGAGAGAGAGCUGGGAGGAGGAGUUUGAUCCAACAGCAAUGCGGCAGCGAGCCCUGCAAUCUGCCUCCAUCAGCUCAGCUUGUGCGGCGGGAGCUGCCCUGAUCACGCAGCCGAUGGACGUUGUCAAGACGAAGAUGCAGAUCCACCGGAUGCUAACGUCUCGAGAUGAUGGCUUCAGGAGAGUCAAGGUAGCUCGCUUCUUUGCGACACUCCGGGAGACCUACCAGGCCACAGGCUUGCGGGGCCUUUGGGUCGGGGGCACUCCACGAAUUGCCAGCGCGGCUUUCGGUGGGCUGCUUCUAGGCCCUGCCUUCGAGUAUGCGCAACUACUGAGUAGCGAUUCUACCAGGCCUCUCAGAAGCCAUCUGGACCUGGGAGAG